Molecule: messenger RNA, 991 nt
Organism: Alnus glutinosa
Lineage: Eukaryota; Viridiplantae; Streptophyta; Magnoliopsida; Fagales; Betulaceae
Product: heavy metal-associated isoprenylated plant protein 39-like
Exons: 3
Coding region: 311-751 (146 amino acids)
Molecular function (GO): metal ion binding
Source: RefSeq, a predicted model, not a curated record
GGAGAAGGAAAAGGAAAAGGAGUUAGUAAACGGGGCCAGCAAAAGAGAAAACGUGUGGACCGUGGAGUCGUGAUGAACAUCUGCUCAUACGUGAAGAUUUAGGGCUCAGGGGAAGCAGACGAAGGAACCAUCCAGAACCGUUUGAGGAACCAAUCGUGGCUGAGACGAAAACCGUUCAGGAUCCAUUCAGAUCUGAAGCCCCUCAUCUUUCAGUCCCCGCGUCUGUCACCAUCAACGCCAAGAUAACGUGGUGUGCGGCGUGUGAAGUUCUGAAGCACCACGUGAAGAUCUGAAGGCCCUCCAUCAGGAAAUGAAGAAACUGAUAUUGAAGGUGCACUUGCAAGAUGAAAGAUUGAAGCAAAAGGCCAUGAAGUCUGUCUCUGGUCUUCCAGGUGUGGAAUCAAUCAGCAUGAACAUGAAGGACCAGAAAUUGGACGUGAUCGGGGACGUCAAUCCGGUUGAUGUAGUCAAAAAGUUGAAGAAACUCUGCAGCACGGAAAUAUUAUCUGUUGAACCAGCAAAAGAGGAGAAGAAGACGGAGAAAGAAGAGCCAAAGAAGGACAAGGAGGAGAAAGAACCUGAGAAAGAAAAGCCAAAGAAGGAUGAGAAAAGGGGUGAUGUGGAUGAGCUUAUGAAGGCCUACCAAGCCUACAAUCCUUACAUGAACAACAAACAUGGGUUUGUCAGUUGCACAGAGGGGAAUCCGAAUUCUUUUGCAGAUGAGAAUCCGAAUUCUUGUGUAAUUUGCUGAUACUUAGAUCUUACAAAGAGAUAUAUUAUGACCCAAGAUUACUCUGUUGGAUACGAACGCCUGUGUAAUUGCCUGGUUUUUUUGUUACCGGUGUUCAAGAAGACAUCCCUGAGAGAGGUUUUAUGUACAGUUAGUGAUAUCAUAGUUGAUCUUAUUAAUAUUUUAUGUUGUUGUUUGGAAUGUUACAUAUGUUUUGGUGACUGGUUUUUACAUCAACGGAAGACACUUGGUUUUCUUGAA